CUGUCUCUCUUGGUUGCCCUUGCCUUAGACGAAGCACUGCACAAACCGUUGUGAAGUUUCUGUGUAUGGCUUAUGAUGCUGUAGGCUCCUCAGACCGGCAGGCACGUUGUCAAACUAAAGUUGCUGUGUGGAGAUAAGCGGCUUUGUCCAUCCCCGAAUUUCUGCUGCAUGCGCAAGGAGCAGGUUGAGUUGGAAGAGAGCAAGCAAACAGUCAGGGUUGCUUGUCAAGUUUUCCGGGUUUGGAUGAGCCUUCUUCAACAGUAGUGACUGAGGUGUGAGACUCCACACCCCCCUCCCCCCCGGCAGCCAUGCCGCCGCCGGCAGACAUCGUCAAGGUGGCCAUUGAGUGGCCAGGGGCAUUCCCCAAGCUUAUGGAGAUAGACCAGAAAAAGCCUCUUUCGGCCAUCAUUAAAGAAGUGUGUGAGGGGUGGUCCUUGGGGAGCCAUGAAAACUUUGCUCUGCAGAUUGCUGACCCGACAAAUUCAAUCUACAUCACAGAAAAGAACCGCAAUGACGUAAAGAACGGCUCAAUCCUGCGCUUGACCACCUCUCCUUACCAGACUGCAGUCCAGCUUCAUGAGCGGAUCCAGUCAUCUAGCAUGGAUGCAAAGCUGGAGGCUCUGAAGGAUCUGGCCAAUGCAUCCAGAGACAUCACCUUUGCACAGGAGUUCAUCAACCUGGACGGCAUCUCCCUGCUCACCCAGAUGGUGGAGAGUGGAACUGAGCGCUAUCAGAAACUACAGAAGAUUAUGAAGCCCUGUUUCGGUGAGCUCCUGUCCUUCACUCUGACAGCGUUUGUGGAGCUGAUGGACCACGGCAUCGUUUCCUGGGACACUUUCUCCGUGGCCUUCAUCAAGAAGAUCGCCAGCUAUGUGAACAAGUCGGCCAUGGACACAGCUGUGUUGCAGCGCUCCCUGGCCAUCCUGGAGUCCAUGGUGCUAAACAGUCAGGAUCUGUACCACAAGGUGGCGCAAGAGAUCACCAUCGGACAGCUCAUCCCGCAUCUUCAGGGGACUGAUCAAGACAUUCAGACCUACACUAUUGCUGUCAUCAAUGCUCUGUUCCUCAAAGCCCCCGAGGAGAAGAGACAGUUUGAUGAGCACAUUGUGGACAUCCUAAAUUGUCCCCUGACAGAGAUGGCCCAUAUUCUUGCCCAGAAACAGCUGCGCUCCAUUAUCCUCAGUAACGUGAUCCGGAGCAACACGCCCAUCAACGACGAGAUGGCACAUCAGCUGUACGUCCUGCAGGUGCUCACCUUCAACCUGCUGGAGGACCGCAUGAUGACCAAGAUGGAUCCCCAGGAUCAGGCUCAGAGGGACAUCAUCUUUGAGCUGCGGAGAAUCGCCUUCGACGUGGAGUGCGAGCCCAACAACAGCGGCAGCAUUGAGAAGCGCAAGUCCAUGUACACCCGCGACUACAAAAAGCUCGGCUUUAUUAACCAUGUGAAUCCAGCUGUGGAUUUUACCCAGAUUCCUCCAGGCAUGCUGGCUCUGGAUAACAUGCUUUACUUUGCCAGACACCACCAGGACGCCUACAUCAGGAUCGUCUUGGAGAACAGCAGUCGAGAAGACAAGCACGAGUGUCCAUUUGGCCGCAGCAGCAUCGAACUGACCAAGAUGCUCUGUGAGAUUCUGAAAGUGGGAGAGCUUCCCAGUGAAAACUGCCACGACUUCCACCCCAUGUUCUUCGCCCACGAUCGCUCCUUCGAGGAGUUCUUCUGCAUCUGCAUCCAGCUGCUCAACAAGACCUGGAAGGAGAUGAGAGCCACAAGUGAAGACUUCAACAAGGUAAUGCAGGUGGUGAGGGAGCAGAUCAUGCGAGCGCUCACUGUCAAGCCUAAUUCCCUGGACCAGUUCAAGAGUCGCCUGCAGAACCUGAGCUACACAGAGAUCCUGAAGAUACGCCAGUCUGAGAGGAUGAAUCAGGAAGACUUCCAGUCCCGGCCCAUCUUGGAGCUGAGGGAAAAGAUCCAGCCAGAGAUCAUGGAGCUGAUCAAACAGCAGAGGCUCAACAGGUUGUGUGAAGGAACCUGCUUCAGGAAAAUCAGCAGUCGCAGGAGGCAAGAUAAGUUUUGGUACUGCCGCCUGUCCCCGAAUCAUAAAGUCCUGCACUAUGGAGAUCUGGAGGAGAGCCCUCAGGGCGAGGUGCCACACGACUCUUUACAGGACAAACUGCCUGUGGCUGAUAUCAAAGCUGUUAUCACCGGCAAAGACUGUCCUCACAUGAAGGAGAAGGGAGCCCUGAAGCAAAACAAGGAGGUGUUGGAGCUGGCCUUCUCUGUCCUCUACGAGUCGGACGAGUACUUAAACUUUAUCGCUCCUGACAAGCACGAGUACUGCGUGUGGACUGACGGUCUAAACGCCCUCCUGGGUAAGGAGAUGACCAGCGACUACACCAAAUCCGACAUGGACACCCUGCUCUCCAUGGAGAUGAAGCUCCGCCUCUUGGAUCUAGAGAACAUCCAGAUUCCCGAGGCCCCGCCCCCGAUUCCCAAAGAACCAAGCAACUAUGACUUUGUUUACGACUGUAAUUAGACGUACAACCCCACAAGCCCAACCCAAACAAACCCCGCACCUACUGUAUUCACUGGACCAAUCCCCUUUUCUUAUAAACUGGAACAUGAAUAAAUAAAAACCAUAUAAUAUAAAGAAAAAAAAAUGAACUGUGAUUGAAAGAAAAAGGAAUUGCUGAACUAUUCUCCUCUUGCUUCUGGCUUGACCUUUAUGAGAGGGAUAAUCGUGCGUGUUAACAUGAAACGUUGCACUUGAGGGACUUGGGGGUCGAUGCAGAGUCAUCAGGUUGCCAUGGAGAAGAGAAACCAGGAUGUGUGUGUUUGGCCUGUCGUUGGUCGUCCUGCGUCUUCUUCCUCACUCUCUUCCUCUGUCUGAUGUUUCAAAAACAUUUGCUUCUUCUUCUCCUUCUUCUUCUUCCUCUUCUUCUCGGCGGAGGCGCUCGCUGUCAUUUUGCUUCAAGAUUGUUAUAGACAAAUGCUUAGAAAUUCCAUUUGAUCCCGCUUCCUUAUUGUCCUAUUUUUUAUUUUAUUUUUUUUUAUUAUUGUUAUUAUUUCAUUAUUUUUUUCUCAGGGCUCUUGUGGGGAGGGGUGAUGGAUGCAGGGAUCAGGAUGCAGCGGUUGUGUAGUUCAGGAGAAGGGAGGGAAGAGGGUGUUUUUUUUUUGUUUUUUGACCUUUUUUUUUUUUUUUUGGUCAACUUCCCAUUAGUAUUUCCUGUCACAUUCCCUCUUACAGUAUCUGUGGCAGCUAAAUGUUUCCCCGAUAGCCUGAAAUGCAUUUCUAAAACGAGUAUUUCUUAAAAAUAUGUCCUGCUUCACAUAAACUGAAGACUGUUAGAAUAAGUCCAUCCUCGAAAUCUAGGCACUGUACUACAGAGAAACAAAAAAAAGCCUCUCUUUUGAAUAUCAAUGUUAUUAUCCCACUGCUUAUUGCUUAUUGCACACACCUACAUAGCGGCUUUGCCAUUUAAAAAAAAAAAAAAAAAAAAAACAACUGUAAAACACCACCGUUGUGACACAGUCACACACUCGUCUUUCCCUGCUGUACUCAACAUUCCUAAGCAAUAUUUGAGCUUUUUUUUGUGUGUUUAUCAUUUGUGAGAUGGUCAUAAUUUAGUGAUAUUAAAAUUGUGAAACUGCCAGGUAGUCUGUAUUACAACAAUAUAAGUUAGUGCUCGAUCAAGGGAAGUUGACUUUUCAUUGUGUGUUCAGGACUGUGUGGCCACAGAAUUGAGAGUUUAUGUAUUUUUUUAAGUUAAAAACAGAUCAUGGUUGUUAUUUCUAUUAUGAUUUAUAUAUUUUUCCCCCCUCCUAUUUAAUGCCUUCAAUUGUUUUGUUUUCUUUCUUUAGGAUUUUUCAAAGCCCCUCAAAACUGCUGUUUACAUUAAAGAUAUAAGAAAUGUAAUAA
Molecule: messenger RNA, 3917 nt
Organism: Mugil cephalus (flathead mullet)
Lineage: Eukaryota; Metazoa; Chordata; Actinopteri; Mugiliformes; Mugilidae
Gene: elmo1
Product: engulfment and cell motility 1 (ced-12 homolog, C. elegans)
Exons: 23
Coding region: 309-2534 (741 amino acids)
Biological process (GO): actin filament organization; cell motility
Cellular component (GO): guanyl-nucleotide exchange factor complex; plasma membrane
Source: RefSeq, a predicted model, not a curated record